Procambarus clarkii (red swamp crayfish) is the source of this 2528-nucleotide messenger RNA. RefSeq lists its product as uncharacterized. Lineage: Eukaryota; Metazoa; Arthropoda; Malacostraca; Decapoda; Cambaridae. The record is from RefSeq and is a predicted model, not a curated record.
GAUGGCUCUCCAGCCCACCAGGGUCUCCACCAGCCAGCCAGCCAGACUGCUCAUUCACUUGUCUGGUUCUGCCUGUGACACACGUCUCUGCUGCCCGCCGUCUGCUUCUUCACACUCUCAGAAAUGUGCGACAUGCCUGAGAAUUGCGCAAUUUGUAAAGACAAAUUCGAUGAACUUCUACGGAGGCCGCGAAAUCUGCCUUGUGGCCAUAUAAUCUGCUCAGUGUGUACUAGAGCUAUUGCACUGAAGGGUCUGUUCUUUUGCCCAAGCUGUCAUCCUGAGCGCAGUGUAGCAGCUGAUGCUCAGUUGCCAGUUAAAAGUGCCGAGGCCAUUAUCACGAAACAAACUGAUAUUAGGCCGACGUCGGUGGCACCAGAAUCUGUUGAACCAAAAGACAGUCCAAGAAGAGACGAUAAAAUUUUACAGUCGAUGGUGGAGCAGCAAAAGCUCAGAUUGAACACGUGUAUAAUUCGUUGUAACAGACCACUCUCAAAUUUGGGCAAACACCACGUCCUGCUGAGGGACUCGAGGAUUAAACACUACCGACUUGAGGCGGGACUCUCUAGUCUGUUGGAACAGAACAACGCGGCGAUAAGACUGCUGGAGCUAGAGCUUAAAAGAGUGGCAGACAUGGCAACAGUAGGCCAGGAAAUAAGGCGGCAGCUACAAGAGUUGAUGGUGCGCCUCAACACGGUAGACACUGUAAACAAUGCAAGAGAGGUAUACGUGAUCAUGGAUGGCAUUGAUAAAUAUAAGAGGAGUUUAAAGAAAUGGGGGAGGAAGUGCCAGGAGCUAUGCUGGAACUCCCGUGCUAUCUUCUUCUCAAUUAAGAGGCUGGAGAAAGCGAAGGCUUCCCUGAAGGCAACCUCUGAGAAGCAGGCCGCAGUAGCCCCCGUCAACCAGGAAGAGACUACAGUAGCCCCCGUCAACCUGGAUGACUCUUCCUCCAGCAAUGAAUCUGAAGAUCAGUCGGCUGAUGAAGACUUCUUUGGCACGAUGUUAACAUUUAGUAUCGAAUAUCUUCGUAAAAUCAGCCGGCCUCUCCAGAGCUUGUUCUUGAGUGGCCGGGUCUUCUCUGUCAAGGAAUUUCAUGGCGGGUUUUACUCGGCAAGGAUAACAUUACGAGGAGAAGCAGUUUACUUUCAUGCAUUGGAGAAGCGGCCUCCCAACGCUUGUCCUGAUACAAUCAAGGACAGAGCCAUGUUGCAGUUGCUGGACCACUGCGCCACCGUGGCAUAUGACUUCAUUGAAUGCGACACAGCUACUGUGGAACAAGUAGAAAUAUGCACCAGUCCUGACACUGCACUGAGCAAACAGUUCGUAUCGCUUCAUACUGGUGAGGUUCAUCAAGCUGGGGACUCUGAAGAACACGGAGUGUAUGUGGUAGUUGGGGAAUACGACAAGUUGUCUAAUAAAGACACUCAUGAUCCACGACCCACCGUGGAAGGGCAGUAUGAGAAGCCAGCCAUGGAUUGGGAUGUCAACGCAUGGGUGCGGCCGGACACUGGAAAUUGGGUGCAGUUCGGGAUCAUGCUUGAUUGCUGCAUGUCGUCUGACAAUUCUUCAGAUGUGCCUGGUGGGGCGGUGGGAGAUCAGGGUGCGUUGAAGGCGGGUGCUCAGGCCACUGACGUCAUCGAGUCGGUAGAGCUCGACUGUGGUAUUGUGCUGCCAUUUUAGGUCUACACUGCUAUCCCACUUACCAGCAUUGUCACCACAAUGCUUCAUCCUUUUGUCUGUAAUUUAAUUGUUGGGGAUUUCACAAAUGUAAUAGUUUCAUUCUAGUUUACACACUGGAAUGACGUAGCAAGUGGAUUUGUAUAAUUAAAAUAAAACGGUGAUUUAGUACAGUGUAUAGGCCUGCAAUGUAAUAUACGCCUAUGUAGCACAGCUCGAAGGCUCUGGGAACACCCUUUCCUUACAGCUGUUAGGUACUGUCGAUCAAAUAUUCAAACUCCUGCAGGAAGUUCCAAAUUGUGAUACUUACUUUCAUGUGUCUGGGUUAGUUCUAUUGCAUCCAUAUUUGUUUAUUAUAACUAUAUUUAUUUAGGAAAGUGUUAAUAAGCUAAUAGCAUUAGCUUAUGGAUAAGCGUGUGGCAACAGCACUUAAAGCACUGUCAUCUCCUUUAUCACUAUUAACGCAUUAUCACCAGCCUUUACUUAGCACCACCACAACUUUUUUUUUUACACCAUAGCCGAUGUCACCUUCAGUGACGUCAUCGUUAAUUAUCAGCUGUUGGUCACACAUCACCAUCGCAUCUGCUUUACAGCUGUUCUUGUAUGUCCUUAAAUUCAUUCCUGCCUUUGAAUCCCUCGCCAUUGUCGCCCCUAACAAUCACCUGUCAGGCGGGUCCCACAAACGGGCAAGUGACCAUACCGAGCAAUAAACAUUUUAAGUCGCUAUUAACAUUUAUGGCUACCAUGAGGUAGCUCACUUUUAAUAUGUAUUUUACACAAUAAAAAACUAUAUUUUAAUGUUAUUAUCCAAGAUGUUAACCGUUUCCAUUAAAUGGGUAAUACCUAGACUAAGU